This is a messenger RNA of Amphimedon queenslandica, 759 nucleotides long. RefSeq lists its product as uncharacterized. The record is from RefSeq and is a predicted model, not a curated record. The transcript has 2 exons. Bases 7 to 411 code for a protein of 134 amino acids. Lineage: Eukaryota; Metazoa; Porifera; Demospongiae; Haplosclerida; Niphatidae.
AAUUAUAUGGACAGUGAUGCUGCCUCUACAGUAUCAUCAUUAUCACCAAGGAUAUCAAAUUCAGAUGGGGAUAUUGAAAUUAUAUUUUUUUCAAAAGAAGAGCAAAAAGUUCAAGACUCUUUAGAUGAAUUACAAGCAAAAUUCUCUCACAUCAUGACAGAAAUAAAAUCAGUUAUUCGUAUGAAAGUAACUAAUAAUAAUGAACUCCCGACUAAAAUAUCCAAUUGGGUAGAGAGUCACCUUCAUUUGGAGCCUGGCACAGUGCAUAAUGAUUUAGAUGACAUUUUCAAAAAGAUGUAUCUUUAUUAUGAUUUCAGUGAUUGUAGCUUGAUAGUUGCUAUGUGUGAUGAGUUUAUAAGCAAUGAGAAAGAUCUACUUGAUGAACUGAAGGCUUAUUCAUUUAAAAGCUAAUGCAUUUCGUUCAUCAGAGCCAAUUACAGAACUCAAACAAAAGCUACGGAAAGUGUAUAAACCUUAUAGAAGACAAUUGGAGAACAUGCCAUUGAUAUGUAUUGAACUUCAAAAUCAUUGGGAUAAAGUUAAAAUCAAUACAUUAAAAACUCUUAUCAAAAGUUUACUUCCAGAAGAACUUAGACAAUCAGUAAUGAAGUGCAUUACUAUUGAGGAAGGAUCUGUCAUCAUCAAGUUACAUAUUCUUAAUUCUACAGCUGAUAGUUUAAUACAAUAUAACAGAAGAAAAUUAGAGUUUAUACGUCUUAUUGGUAUAUUUAGUUUAUACAUCAAUGAUCAUCCUGUCCU